AUGUCGUCGCUCUCACUUCUCCCUCCUAUGCCGUCGCUUUCACUUCUCCCUCCUAUGCCGUCGCUCUCACUUCUCUCUCCUAUGCCGUCGCUCUCACUUCUUCCUCCUAUGCCGUCGCUCUCACUUCUCCCUCCUAUGCCGUCGCUCUCACUUCUCCCUCCUAUGCCGUCGCUCUCACUUCUCCCUCCUAUGCCGUCGCUCUCACUUCUUCCUCCUAUGCCAUCGCUCUCACUUCUCCCUCCUUUGCCGUCGCUCUCACUUCUCCCUCCUAUGUCGUCACUCUCACGUCUCCCUCCUAUGCCGUCGCUCUCACUUCUCCCUCCUAUGCCCUAG
Messenger RNA from Closterium sp. NIES-65, 333 nucleotides. NCBI's taxonomy places the organism in Eukaryota, Viridiplantae, Streptophyta, Zygnematophyceae, Desmidiales, Closteriaceae. The record is from the annotation of a GenBank genome assembly.